Messenger RNA from Drosophila suzukii, 942 nucleotides. It is a transcript of the gene Sptr, whose product is annotated as Sepiapterin reductase. Gene Ontology annotation, molecular function: sepiapterin reductase (NADP+) activity. NCBI's taxonomy places the organism in Eukaryota, Metazoa, Arthropoda, Insecta, Diptera, Drosophilidae. The record is from RefSeq and is a predicted model, not a curated record. Gene Ontology annotation, biological process: tetrahydrobiopterin biosynthetic process.
UGCCAAAUCAGCUAAAAGCCAAAGCAAGUUAAAAAAAAGACAGCCAACUGUUGCCGCGGGAGCUGUGAAAAAUAGAAAGUAAUUUAGUCUUGUUUUUGCUGCAACUAUGGACCUAAAACAACGCACAUACCUCCUGGUAACGGGGGCUUCUCGUGGAAUUGGUCGGGAGUUUGCCCAGCAGCUGGCAAGGCGGAUAGCAGCCGAGGGAUCCGUGGUCACUCUUCUCGGACGCAAUCAGCCCCUUUUGGAGGAGGCCAAGGCACAGAUCGCAACCACAACACCGGGUCUUCCCGUAUAUACGUACUCCCUGGAGCUGGAGUCGGCCAAAACGGAGGACUUUACCCAGAUUCUGGAGAGUUCCGGUGGCAAGAAGUCCUUCGAGCGAGCCAUAGUCAUUCAUAAUGCCGGCACCGUGGGCGAUACCUCUAAGAGGGCCAAGGAAAUCGGGAAUACCGAUUAUCUGCAGAAGUAUUAUCAUACCAAUGUCUUCUCUGCCAUAUCCCUGAACUGUGAGUUCAUGCGAGUCUUCCAGGAAAUCCCAAAGUUGGUGGUCAAUCUGAGCACCUUGGCCGCCAUUGCGCCCAUUUCCUCGAUGGCUCACUAUUGCACGGUGAAAGCGGCACGUGAGAUGUACUUCCGGGUGCUGGCCACGGAGGAGUCCUCUAAGGACACCCUGGUGCUCAACUAUGCCCCCGGCGUUAUAGAUACCCAGAUGACCGUGCAGGUCCAGCGAGAGGCCCACGAUCCCGCCGUGGUCGCCAUGUUCCGGGAGCAACGGGAGGCCAAGACUAUGCUGACCACCGCCCAGACCACGGAGCGCUUUAUCAAGGUCCUGGAGGCCCUCAAGUUCAAGUCCGGCGAUCAUGUGGACUACAGGGAUGCGCUGAUUUAGUUUGUUUAUAAUAAUGUGAUCUAUGGUAAUGGGUAUUAAAAUAUUAAAAA